ACAGACGGCACGAAAUCACAGCGUUCUUACACGAAAUACAAAUACAGCGUGCUUCUCAUUUCUUAUUUGUGCCUUCUCGUUACCGAGGGAAAGAUAGACCUGUGUAUCAUCGCUCACGACUCUUCAGGAAGUUUCCACGCUCAUCCUUUCUCGUCUCCUUGAGAACUGAUAUGCCCUUACUUUCGGUUCCUUUGCUACGAUCUGGAGGACAGUGGAGUGAGAAAACGAGGGGUCAAUUUGAGUAUUGAGACUACGUUUUUAUUCCAUCUACCGCCGUCUACAUCUGUUGAAAAGUCAGCUGAAACUGCUGCCACGCGUGGCCAGUUCACAGCGCAUCAUGUGAAGAGAGAUUGGACAACCUGCCAUGCACGAAUAGGUGGAUUAGAGUGGAGGGAAAGGAUUUAACAAGAGCAAUGGAGCAAAGUGAACCAUCAGAAAAGCAUCUAGAAUGUUCUGAACACAACAAAUCAAGCCUGAAGAACAUGAAUGACUGGACGACAGAUGAUGUCUGUGAGUGGCUAGUCAAAAGGAAUGUCCCUGAGCAGUAUGCUAAGCUUCUUUACAGUAAGGAUGUUUAUGGAGCCUCUCUAAUUCAUUUUAACAAACAAGACCUCCUAGACCUUGGUUUAAUGCAUGGACCUGCGGUUCACAUCACUAAAAUAGUGGCUGAGUUCCAAACAUCCUCACAAAACAUUAAGCACAGUGCCAUACUCAAGGACACAGAUGCAUCAGUAGAGACCUCUGUAGCACAGGGUUUCCAACAAGCAGCUGAAAUUCCUGCCAUUGGAUCUGCUGAAAUGGAGACACCUGCUCAAAUCAGCAUUGAAGAAAACAGGAGUGAUAUAUCAAGAGUGCAGAGAUGGUCAUUCGCCAAAGGAGACAAGGCAAGUGGUGCACAAUCACUGGCUUUACCUUUGACACAAUGCACAAUACAAGCAAAUAAUAUCGGGAGUGAGACCAAAGCACACCUGAUUGUCUCGAAGAACCCAGAGGAAAUAUCAGUGAUCUCUGAACUUCAAUAUUGUGCACCCCGCCCUUUUGAUAAAAGAAGUGAAUCAUUUGAAUACAUACAAAAUGACAUACUUCCACCUGAGACUGGUCCUAGCAACCUUAUUGACCCUCUGCAUGAGUACAAACUCAUGGCAAACACAGAGAAUGCUUCAGAAGAGAAUGUCUUCAAAAAAAUUCAGAAAUGAAACAUUCCGGUUUGCUGCAGCAUGCAUGAAUACUCGAACAAAUGGAACAAUCCAUUUUGGUGUUGGAGAUGAACCACUGUACAAGCAUGGACAAAUUAUUGGACUAGAGGUGCCAUCUCGUGAUAAAUAUGUAGACGAAUUUGAUAAGGGCCUGCAGGAGCACUUCAAAGGAAAAAGUAAUAUUGCAAUGGCAUGCAUUAGGCCCCCCAAGUUUGUAAAAGUAAAAUGUCCAGAUAGUAAGGACAAGUGGGUUAUUGAGAUUGAUGUUGUCCCAAAGUAUAAAUUAACCCAGAAGAAACUUUUUUACACUACAUUAGACAAGAAGAAAAAGAAGUCAAGGUGCCUUUUUGUUCGUUCUGGCGCAAGCACCAUUAAUUAUUUACCUGAAAAUAAUCUUAAGAUUUUUAAGCAGAACUCAAAGAAUUUAAAAAAGGAUUUAGAAUUAUGGGCUUUAGCUAGACAGUUAGCUGAAGAGGAUAUAACUAGCGUAAGGAUGUGUUUCCACCAAUGCAUUUGUUCCAGAGACCAGUGUCAGUGGUGCCUCAACCCUAAAGUGGUGCACCAACCCUAAAGUGGUCCUAUUCAGCAGGGUUGCCAGGUUUCCUCAACAAAACCCACCCAAUUGCUGCUCAAAACUAGCCCAAAACUGGCCCAAUUACAUUUUGACGGGGUUCCUUGUUAAAAAUCGUGUUCUUGGGGAGGUAAAAUACAUGGGCUUCCAGAUAAAAUGAGCAUCUCAGGGGAUAAAUAUUGUUUAUAUUUAUAUUAUUGUUAUUGCUUCAACCUGCAGACAGGAAAAACAACUAUUGAGGUGCCUCAUACCAUGAUUUCUGCUGCAUUGUUUUACACAACCAACUCAAACUCAAACUUGAUUGCACAUCUGCUGUGCCAUCACCCAGCAAUAUCACUGUCUAAAAUCAAUACAGCAGUGCAGUCAUCCAAAAAGUGUUAAUUGCCAAAGAUUUGCAGCCAUUUCAGUGAUUGAGAUAAGAUUACAGACCACUGUCUCACACUUUUUUUCUGGGCUGAGAUAAUUCCGAAAAAGGUGCAAUCAUUCAAAACAGUUGCGUUCUAUCCUUCGCUGGCUGUGCUGAUUUAAAACUAGUCUUUCUGUUGUGUUUGUGUCACAAAUUUAGUGAUAGAUGUAGUGACGAUUCUCUCCAGCCAAUCAGUGAUCAUCAGAGUUUACAAGUCAUAUUUUUGUAAUGGUACGGUUCACUUGGAACCUCAACCGAGGUGGUACAAAAAGUACCAGGUACUGUAUCCAGUUGAAAACCCCCCAAAAAUGAACCAUGCAGUCGAAAAGUGGCAAUAGUUGGACAUUGUGGGCAUCAGAGAUUUAUCUUGCUGUUACUGUUCACUAGAUUGGGAAAUUAAGAGUGCAAGUACUUCAAACCCAUUCCCUGUAUUAAGUCAGACAAGUGCUAAUUUGGCAGAACAGUUGACAAAUGCAGUCAAUAAGUGGAAGUUCGGGAUGCCAAACAUGUUACUCCUAGUAACCACAGAUAAUUGCUGCAAAUAUUGUGAAUGCAAUAGGUGAAGCUGAUGGACUGGGGCCAUGGAUAGGUUGCUUAGCACAUAUUAUAAACCUCGCAGCCAAGAAAGCAGUGUCAAUCAAUGUGGUGUCCCGCCUCCUGGGGAGGGUCAGAAAAAUUGUGACUUUUUUUUUUUUUUUUUACAAAAGCACCACAACCCAUCAUGUUUUGACUGUAAAGGAGGAGACGUUAAACUUGGCCAGAGAAAAAGUUAAUCUUUGAUGUCACAACUCGUGUUGGAAAAAUGCACAGGACAGCGGCUCACCCUCUAUUCUGUCUUAUUGGACAAAGGUCUAAAGGUGUCUGUCAAGAACAUAGCAAUAUUAAAUGACAGUUAACAGAAACUGGCAGAAGAACUUAUUGAGGUCCUCAAUAGGGUUGGGCGAUGUCCCUUAAAUUGGCAGUUGACGAUGUUUACAGUAAAACAUCGGGAUGGACGAUGAUAUCGUCGGGGGGGGGGGGGAUUUUAAUUUUUCGUUAUUAUAUAAUUAUUAUUCGUUAUUUUACUUUAUUACUUUAUUUAUUUUAUUUCCCAACUAAUGACUCAUUCGCGAUUUCCAAUAGGUUGCACAUAAGGGGGAAAAAGUAGCGUCCUACAUUUAAGAAGAGUUGUGCAAUUUUUAAUAUGUUUUUAAUAUAUCUUUUUACAUAAAUAUUUUUUUUUCUUCUUAAAAACUAUAAUUUCGUCAUCCGGGCUUUCCAAUAGGUUUCACGUGAGGGGGGGGGGGGGAGUAGCGUCCUUCCACUUAAAGAGUUGAUACAAUGGCGUUGGUAUUGGUUGCUAAAAAAGGUACUACUUCGCCUAUAUGGCAUUUUUUUGGAUUUAGACCUGAUGAGAGAGGGCAGCCAAGGGACCUGACUGAAGCUGUGUGCAAGAUCUGCUCAUGUGUCAUCCGCGCAAAAGAUGGGCAGACGACCAAUCUUCAUGACCACUUGCGUGUUCGCCAUCCAGCAGAAUAUGCCACUUUGCCUGCACGUGCUGGACCUAGCAAAAAAGCUAGCCAGGGUCAGCAGACGAUAACUGGGGCUUUUGCAAAAGGCACUAAAUAUAAAACCGACAGUGACAGAUGGAGGCAGUUGACAGAUGGGGUAACUCGCUUCCUGGCCAAAGAAAUGGUUUCGUUCAAUACAGUAGAGAAGCCGUCCUUCAAGGCCAUGCUGCAUACCUUUGAUAAACAGUAUGAGCUGCCAGGUCGGAAAUAUUUCUCAAAGACGGCUAUCCCAAACCUUUUCAACGAGGUUAGAAGUAACAUCAUGAAAGAGCUGGGUGAUGUAGAAUAUUUGGCCCUGACAACGGACAUGUGGUCCAGCUGUAAUAUGAUGCCCUACAUGUCAGUGACAGCGCAUUAUAUAAAUAAAGAGUGGACACUGCAGUCCAAAUGCUUACAAACUUGUUUCAUGCCCGAGAGCCAUACAGCAGAUAAUUUAGAAGAAGCACUGCGCGAGGCAAUAAAUGACUGGAAACUACAAGAGAAACAAAUUGCCUGUAUAACUACCGACAAUGGGGCGAAUAUUGUUGCAGCCAUCCGGCAGUUGAAAUGGCCAUGGUUAAGUUGCUUUGGGCACAACUUGAACCUGGCCAUAAACAACUCUCUUGCGCAACAGAGGGCCAGCACAGACCGAGCUUUCGGGGUUUGCCGGGCAGUCAACACUGCGUUUUCGCACAGCUGGCUAAGGCGACGUGAACUGCAGAAAGCACAAGUGGAAAUGAAACUCCCUGAGCACUCACUGAUCACGGACUGUGCAACACGAUGGGGCUCAAAACAGCAAAUGGUGGAGAGAAUUCUGGAGCAGGAGCAAGCCAUCAAACGUGUGUUUGCCCAAGACAAAAGCCGCCGCCCACUCCCCCAGCUGACAUGGCAAGACAUGACUGUUCUGGAAUCUGUGAACAACGCGCUGAAGCCAGUAGCGGACUUCACGGACAUUCUCUCUGGAGAAAAUUACGUAACGGUGUCCUCACUGCUGCCCAUGUUGGCCCAUUUAGAAGGUGUGCUGGAGGAGUCAGUUGAUGAUUCCAAACUGACAGCCGACCUGAAGCGUGUCAUCCUGGAGCAGAUGGAAGGCAGAUAUGGUGAUGACACCAUCCAGAGGAUGAUGCGUAAAGCAACGCUGCUUGACCCAAGGUACCGAGGGGACCAUAUGAAACCUCCAGAACUUCAUUCUACAAAAUCUGAAAUAAUGGAAGAGACUGUGAGAGAGAUUGAUCUGUCGCUGCCAAGGCCAACACCAGGUCCCUCACAUGCUGGAGAAGAUGUAGAGGAACCAGAUGCCGGCGUCGCCACCGUGCCUAAGAAAAAAAAGUGGUCUUUAGGCAGCCUUCUUGCGAAGAGAGCAGCCACAGCAGCUGCAGCCAAGCUCACUGAUGAGCAAAAGGUCGAGUCAGAAAUGACCAUUUACCUGCAGGAAAUGGCCAUCGAUGGGGAAGAGGACCCACUGACUUGGUGGAAAACGAACGAAAAAAGGUUUCCGUUCAUGGCCAGAUUAGCACGGAAAUAUCUGUGCAUAUGUGCUACCAGUACUCCUUCAGAGCGGGUCUUCAGCACAGCGGGGAGUGUAGUUACUCCAAUUCGCAGCUUAUUGAAACCAGACAAAGUGAACAUGUUGGUAUUUCUGGCCAGAAACAUCGAAAUUUAAACAUGGUAUAUGUAUGUAAAUCCCGCGUUUCGGUCUGAUUGUCGUUCCCGUUUCUUGUUCUUUGUUGUUCUUCUGUGUUUUAAUAAAUUUGUGUUAUCUGAAUUACCUUCAUUCUUUCGUUUGAUUUGACAUCAUAGCCAAGGAAAAUUGUCUUUAAAGGUAUUUAUUAACCAGACAAAAGUUAAUUGACGUUCGCUGAAUUCUGUGUUUAAACUGCCGCUUCAGUGCAGUAAAGACACACAUCUAUGUAACAAUGAGCACGAUCUCCCGAGAACACUACAAUAGGAUACUUAUAAUUCAUUAAUAAGGCCUGUUUUCUUGUACAAAAUACAAAUUUAAAAUAAAUGUACGGUGUUUAACAUGCAAAAAAAAGACAAGAUUCUAACAAUGUCAAGAUCAAAUGCCUCACAUUUUCACAUACUAACACACGUCACGUCUAUGGCAUAGACUACAGUGAGUAUUUAAAAUAGCAUAUAUGCAUUAGUAAUAUUCUCAAUUUAAUUUACAGAGCAAUUCCUGCAAAGAUUUUAGAUUAACUAUAGUCUAUAGAUGAAACUAGGAUUAGUGUGUGUAUUUUUUACAGUCUAUGGUGUCGACUCGCAGCGGGGCGGGGGUGGGGGCGUGGCAUCACGAUGGUGUCUCUCCAUCGUGAUGUCAGUCAGCCAUCACGAUGGACGAUGAUAUCGUCCAUCGGCACAACCCUAGUCCUCAAACCAUUCAUGAUCAGGUAUUUGGAGAGCAUUUCAGGACAGAGGAACAACAGGCUCUUUCACUGAGGAGGAUUGACCGCAUUAAAAGUUAGCAGGCAGUAUUCAUGUGGAAACAAAUGAAUGCAAGUUCCCCCAAGAUGUAGCAAAAGUUGCACAAUGACGCCUUUAUGUCCCAGGUACUAUACCUGUACUGUUGUGAGUGAAGUGUAAGCCGGCCUUGCCUUGCUGCAGACAAUAUUGUCAAUGUAGGUUUAUCUUUUUACAGAAGAACCUCAAAAUACAGGAAUAGAUAGCUGACCUAAGUGAUAUUGCACUUUGCAAUUUGAACGAAGGCUACUGUACUGAAGUACAGGUAUAUUAGUUUGAAAUGGUCAAUUUAUGUUUACAUUCAUAUUUAUUUAUGUUUAAUUUAGGAAUUUAUGUGCUCCCCUGUUUAUAUAUGAAAUACCAGCAGCUGUGAGCUGCCAGUGUUAGGAAGAGUAUUGCAAAAAAUAAUAAAUAAUAAAGGAUUUAUUUUUCUUGUCCUGUGACUGUUUCUGUAGAUGUACCAAGCCAUCAGAACUGAACAGAAACGGAAUGUUGCAAGUGAACUGUGUGUUAACUGUGUAAUAUUUUCCACUUCCAUUAAGGUGUUGUCAUGUAUAGAAAAACUGUGAUAGAAGUGAGGGUCAUAUGCUGUAUGUUUUGGUCAAAUAGUUACAGUACGUUAGCUUUGGGG
Molecule: messenger RNA, 6793 nt
Organism: Carassius auratus (goldfish)
Lineage: Eukaryota; Metazoa; Chordata; Actinopteri; Cypriniformes; Cyprinidae
Product: zinc finger BED domain-containing protein 1-like
Exons: 4
Coding region: 3494-5365 (623 amino acids)
Molecular function (GO): protein dimerization activity; DNA binding
Source: RefSeq, a predicted model, not a curated record